CAACCCCUUCAAUCUCUUGCUGCAAUCUUGCAAUCGCGCCCGUCCGCUUGCUGGUGAAGCCACUGCAACCGGCCACACAGCCUCCCACGCCUCCUUUCCCGUACAGUAAUUAAUUACACGCGCGCGUACCCGUCGGCCGCUCAUAUUGCGACGCCGCCCACCUGCCAUGGCAGCACCGAUCAAGGAAGGCUCUCCCGACACCACCGCGCUCCCACAACCCGCUGUACAACCCAGCAACGGCGACGCGCAGAACGGACCUCGCCGCACCAGCUUCAACUUCCUGCGCCGCAAGAGCUCCAGCGAGAACCGUGGCCGCAGCGUGUCCGGCGGCAAGAUGAGCAAGAAACAGAAGGCGCUCGCCCAGGAGGAGGCCCUCCGCAGACAGCGGGAAGCCGCGAUGCGACAGCCUCCUCCGCGCCUGCCCAACCACUCGCCGCUACCCCAGAUCGACCACUUUGGUGGAGACGACGCACGACCCGAUUCCAUUGCCAUUGUCUCCAACCGAGCGGGCAACUACGGCCACAACUUCAGCCGGCCCUCGAUGGACCAGAAGAUGGUGCCGUCCAGCAACUUUAACGUGCCCGCACCGCCCAUGCCCAGCGCCUCGCCGGCCUACAUCGACUAUGACCCGUACCCGCGCACCGAGAGCAUGACCCACCGCGGCCGCUACAGCUACGCCAGCAGCGCCGUCAGUACCAUUGGCGUCAACAGCCCUCGUCGCGUGCGCAGGAGGAAGGACCCGACUCCCUUCAACAUCCUCGUCAUCGGCGCCAAGAGCUCCGGCAAAUCUUCCUUCAUCGAGUUCCUCCGUACCGCUCUCGCCUUGCCCGCGAAAAAGCGCCCGCACACCCCUUCUCCUCCGCCCUCGGCAGUUGCGCCCGAUUCGCCCUUCACCUCGCAGUAUCUCGAGACCGAAGUAGACAAUGAGCGCGUCGGCGUUACUCUGUGGGACUCUGAAGGCUUGGAAAAGAGCAUAGUCGACUUCCAGCUCCCAGUCAUCACCUCAUUCCUGGAGUCCAAGUUCGAGGACACCUUCGGCGAGGAGCAGAAAGUCGUUCGCGCGCCUGGUGUCAAGGACACUCACAUCCACUGUGUUUUCCUCAUCCUUGAUCCCGCUCGUCUUGACGCUAAUAUCGCUGAGUCGAAGAAGCCCAACAGUAACGUCAUUGGUGGUUUGAGCGAGACGCUCGAUAUCAAUGUACUCCGUGAGCUAAAGGGCAAGACGACGGUCAUUCCCGUCAUCAGCAAAGCCGACACGAUCACUACCGCGCACAUGCGCCACCUGAAGAAGCUGGUAUGGGAUACCCUCAAGCGCGCAAAGUUAGAUCCGCUUGAGGCGCUCCACCUGGACGAGGAUGACGAGGAUGGCGAGUUUGACGAACGUGACGAAGACGCGUACGUUCGCUCAGGUGACGACGGAGACUCGGAUAUUCUUAACAAGAUCAUCGACAAGUCAUCUUCAGACGAUGGCUCUGACGCCUCGUCGCACCGCUCUGGCUCACAGUCACCUCCGACGUCACCACCGAGCGCAAGGAAGAAUCACAGCAGGAAAGCGUCUACCAUGUCUGCCACGAUCGAGAAGGAAGACCCCGAAGGCCCAUUUCUGCCUUUGAGUAUCAUUUCCCCAGAUCUUUACGAGCCUGAAGUCAUCGGGCGCAAAUUUCCGUGGGGUUUCGCCGAUCCAUACAACGAAGAGCAUUGCGACUUUGUCCGCUUGAGGGAAAGCGUUUUCAGCGAAUGGCGCGCGGAGCUCCGCGAGGCAAGCAAGGAGCAGUGGUAUGAGGGCUGGAGGACGCAACGACUACAGAAAGUACCCGCUGGGCGCAGAGUCACGACGUCGGACGGACUAGCAAGCAAGCAACUCUCCGUACCUGGACAGAAUGGUCGUGCAGUCAGCGCCGGCCGAGAAGUCCGCCAACACCGCAGCACACCUUACUAGUCACGUUUCCCCCUAACACGUUUGGAGGUACGGCGCCGACCAAACAAUAACAUUGCCGAGACGAGGGAGUGCACCCGCACUCUCUUACCGCACGAUGUCACCACCGCUUCCGAAAAUCUUUCAUGUGUACGUUGUUCCUUUACUUG
Molecule: messenger RNA, 2085 nt
Organism: Paraphaeosphaeria sporulosa
Lineage: Eukaryota; Fungi; Ascomycota; Dothideomycetes; Pleosporales; Didymosphaeriaceae
Exons: 2
Coding region: 167-1939 (590 amino acids)
Biological process (GO): cytoskeleton-dependent cytokinesis
Cellular component (GO): cell division site; cytosol; septin complex
Molecular function (GO): molecular adaptor activity; GTPase activity; GTP binding
Source: RefSeq, a predicted model, not a curated record